Geosmithia morbida is the source of this 2016-nucleotide messenger RNA. RefSeq names its product YT521-B-like domain. Gene Ontology annotation, cellular component: nucleoplasm. Gene Ontology annotation, biological process: mRNA splicing, via spliceosome; regulation of alternative mRNA splicing, via spliceosome. The transcript has 4 exons. Bases 1 to 2016 code for a protein of 671 amino acids. Lineage: Eukaryota; Fungi; Ascomycota; Sordariomycetes; Hypocreales; Bionectriaceae. The record is from RefSeq and is a predicted model, not a curated record. Gene Ontology annotation, molecular function: mRNA binding; N6-methyladenosine-containing RNA reader activity.
AUGGGUGAGCUCCAGGAACAACCGCCGCCGGUCUCUGGCCAAGGCGGCAAGCCAAUCCAGGGCAGUCUCGACACUGCUGGCAUGCCCCCCCCAGCGUCGGCAUCAGCCCAAGACCAACAGAAAGCGCCCGAGCUGGCAGUUCCGACCACGACAGGCCAGGGAAGGGUACCAUCGCAAAAUGCGUUCGCCUCUCAUCCCGUUCAUCGCGAUGCAAUGUCUCCGCCUCAGCCAACUCCACGGUCAGGUCCUUACAACAUGAUAGCCAUGGCCAACGCUCUCCCGCAUGAUCCAUACAGGGGAGGGGGCCACUAUCCCUCUGGAGCCCAUCAUCACUACAGCCCAUCCCAUUCAGCAUCGGGGAUGCGACACCCGCCUCAGAUGCCGCCGUACGGGGCAGCACCGCCGAUUCCCCUGAUGGACCACGGGUACUAUGCUCAGCAGCCACCGCCGCCGCCGCCGCCGCCGCCGCUGCCGCCAAUGGGACAGUACUAUGGGACUGGCCAGCCCCAAUCUUCGAUCCCCCCGAGACAACCCAUGCCAUACUACCCGAACCACAUGGUCAUGACCCACGCUCAACCGGCCUAUUAUUACCCGCAAGCGGCUCCUUACGGUGCUGGGAUCCCUGGAAUGACGCCUGUGGUGCAUCUCUCCCAGUACAUGGCUGGCGGUGCGGCUAUGGGGAGCAACACUCGACCGUCCGGACAAGUGCCUGCUCCGGUCUCACCUCAGCCUGAUCGGCAGCGGCAGGCCUCAGAUCCCGGCGAUAAGAAAAAGGGUGCAGUGCGUGGUCCACCGCGCAAGCCUCGUCAGAGUGGUCAUGCAAUUUGGAUCGGGAAUCUUCCUCCACAGACUGAGCUAAUGAGUCUGGUGCAACAUGUGUGCAAGGAGGCCCCGGGGCUCGAGUCUCUCUUCUUGAUUUCCAAGAGCAACUGCGCCUUUGCCAACUACAAGGACGAGGCAGCUUGUGUCGAGGCACAGCAGAGGCUUCACGACUCAAAGUUCUACACGGUACGACUGGUCAGUCGACUUCGGAAGAGCACGGUAGAAAGCGUGAGCGGAGCAACGGCACCGACAGGGCCGUUGUCGACGGCGGCAGCUACGCCGACGGUACAUGAUUCGAGCGAAGAGUCAUCGAGUCUGUCUCACCUCCAGGAGAGUGGCAGCGCAAGCCCGGUUGCGACUUCAGAGCCGCCGUCGCAGCCGCAGAGCCCUGCACCGGCUGAUGCGGCAGGUCCCAAGGACAGAUUCUUCAUCCUCAAGAGCCUGACAGUCGAGGACCUAGAGCUCAGCGUCGACACAGGAAUGUGGGCAACGCAGUCCCACAACGAACAGGCGCUGAACAGUGCAUUCAAGCAAGCGGAGAAUGUAUACCUAGUCUUCUCGGCCAACAAGUCUGGAGAAUACUUUGGUUACGCACGCAUGGUUUCCGAGAUCAACGAAGACCCUACAGCGGCCAUUGAGUUUGCCCCGACGUCGCAGGCCGUGAGCGAUGUAGACCUGCCGAAAGCGACCCCCACCGAGGCGAGCGAACACGUACCAAAGGGGCGAAUCGUCGACGAUUCUGCCCGAGGCACCAUCUUCUGGGAGCUUGAAAAGGAGGGCGGCGUGAGUGGUGGUGGUGGUGGUGGUGGUGGCGGCGGCGGCGGCGGCGGCGCCGAUGCAGGUGAUGGUAUCAUGUCGGAAAGUGAAGAUGACACGGCAACAAGCACCAAGGAUGGUGGAGAGGGCGACGAUGAAGACAAGCCACAGACGUGGGGCAAGCCCCUCAAGCUAGAGUGGAUUUCGACAAACAGACUUCCGUUCUACAGGACUAGGGGACUCCGGAACCCGUGGAACUCAAACCGCGAAGUCAAAGUGGCCAGGGAUGGGACGGAACUGGAGACGACUGUUGGUCGGAAGCUUGUCGGACUGUUUAACCGACCAGGGGGUACAGGACAGCAGCAGUCUGUGCAGCAGUCUAUGCGGUCCCCUUCUGGCCCUCCCGGGGGCAAUGCUUCUCGGGUACGAUACAUGUGA